Molecule: messenger RNA, 3194 nt
Organism: Pantherophis guttatus
Lineage: Eukaryota; Metazoa; Chordata; Lepidosauria; Squamata; Colubridae
Gene: RIOK1
Product: RIO kinase 1
Molecular function (GO): protein serine/threonine kinase activity; ATP binding
Source: RefSeq, a predicted model, not a curated record
CUGGAGGAACCGUAGCUCGCAGGUUGUGACGCUUGGAGUCCGAAAGGCGUCUUGGUUCCGACCUCGUGGGUCGGAAUCUUUCCGGGCGAGCCAGUCCCGAGGCUGCAUCCAUAUAUAAAAAUACUUUAUAGAAGACUGGGAGUACAGCACAGGAGGGUAUCGGAGAUCCUGUAACAACAGUAAUGAAUUACAGAGAAGAAAUUAUGAGUUUGAUAGUCCCAGGACAAUUUGAUGAUGCUGACACUGACACUUCAGACAGCGAAGCCUCGCAGGUUGUUCAACCAUCUCAGGAGGAGAAGGUGAUGGUUAAAAUGCAACAGUCCCAUCUGAAUGAGGAAGCUGAUGCGGAUGAAUCAUAUGAGAGCUCUGAGGAUGAGGAGGAUGGAUGGGAUUGGGAUGAUGAUAUGGGAAAGCUGACAAAACGGAAUCCAAUGGCUGGUGGAAGAAACCUACAGCCAAACAAACAGAUUCCCAGCAGCAGUGCAGCCAAAAUGUCUACACCUACAGAUAAAGCAUUAAGAAAGUUUGAACAUAAAAUCAAUCUAGACAAGCUGCGUUUUGCUGAUUCUGUUAUAAAUAAAGUUACAGAGAAGUCUAGGCAAAGAGAAGCACAUAUGUACCGGGUAAAAGAUAAAUCAGACAGGGCAACAGUAGAACAAGUCCUGGAUCCAAGAACACGAAUGAUUCUGUUCAAGAUGCUUAGCAGAGGUGUGAUAUCCGAGAUCAACGGUUGUGUCAGUACUGGAAAAGAGGCUAAUGUGUACCAUGCCAGCACUGCAAAAGGCGAGAAUAGAGCAAUAAAGAUUUAUAAAACUAGUAUUUUGAUGUUUAAAGAUCGGGAUAAAUACGUGAGUGGAGAAUUCAGGUUUCGUCAUGGAUACUGUAAAGGAAACCCAAGAAAGAUGGUCAGGACAUGGGCAGAAAAAGAAAUGAGGAAUUUAACCAGGUUACAUACAGCACAAAUCCCAUGUCCAGAACCCAUUAUGCUAAGAAGUCAUGUUCUUGUGAUGGGCUUUAUUGGCAAAAAUGAUAUGCCUGCUCCUUUGUUGAAAAAUGCCCAGUUAUCAGAGUCAAAAGCCCGAGAGUUGUACCUGCAAGUCAUACAAUACAUGAGAAGAAUGUACCAGGACGCCAAGCUUGUUCAUGCAGAUCUCAGUGAAUUUAAUAUGCUGUAUCACAGUGGUCAGGUAUAUAUUAUAGAUGUGUCCCAGUCUGUGGAGCAUGAUCAUCCACAUGCUUUGGAAUUCCUGAGGAAAGACUGUGCCAAUAUCAACGAUUUCUUUUAUAAGUACAAUGUUGCGGUGAUGACAGUGAGAGAGCUCUUUGAGUUUGUCACGGAUCAAUCUAUUACGAAUGAGAAUAUGGAUGCCUAUCUUGAAAAGGUAAUGGAAAUUGCAUCUGAGAGAACAGUGGAAGAAAUAUCCAAUCAGAAUAAUGUAGAUGAAGAGGUGUUCCGGAAAGCUUAUAUCCCUAGGACUCUGACAGAAGUUAAGAACUAUGAGAGAGAUGUGGACAUAAUGAUGAAGCUGAAGGAAGACGAUUCAGUCCUCAGUGUGCAGCAAGAUAAUAUUCUCUACCAGACAGUGACAGGAUUAAAGAAGGAUUUAUCUGGUAUUCAAAAGGUUCCUGCACUCCUUGAAAAUAAUAACGAUGAGGCAGAUUCUAAUGAUGAGGAUGAGGAUGAUAGCUCUGACAAUUCAGACUCAUGUUGUAAGGAACAGGAAGACUCGGGGCUUCUUAAAGACCAACCUGCUGAAACAGGUGUUGACAAAAAGGAAAGGAAGAAAAUAGUCAAAGAAUCUCAAAGGGAGAAGAGAAAACACAAGAUUCCAAAGCACGUAAAGAAGCGAAAAGAGAAGGUAGCAAAAAUGAAAAAGGGCAAAUAAAUUCUGGUGAUCAUUUUUAAAAGUUUUUCUUGUUUUAGUGAGUCACUAUUUUGGAGCAGAGUCCAUUCUGAUGCAUAUCAACAGAGCACCGUGACAGGCUAAAUUGUUACCAGAUUGACUUGCUCUUGUGUACUCCUGCAGAAUCAGAAGCUCCCACUAAGAAUAUUUCAUGUGGAGAAAUGAAAACAAUUUCACAAACGUGUUUUUUAAAAGAAAUCCAGAGAAAUUGAUGCAACAUACAAUUGUAUAUUUUGUACUUGCAUAGUGACCCCAACAUGUAAAUAAUUCCUUUCUUGUUCCAUGAUCAAUUAUUUGGAUAGAUACAUGGGUAAAUAAUGUGUGGGAGGAGUUUACAUAGUCUUGUUCAUUUAAGCCAGGGAUGUGCAGUGGAUGGUCCUGCAGACAUUGGACCUCACCUCUUAAAAUUUCUCUUUUCAUGCUGAUGUGAAGGAUGAUGGGAAUUGGAGUUAAGCAACACCUAGAAGGCCAAACAGUAGCCUGUUUGUGAUGAAAACUCUUCAUUCAAUUUCAGUGAAUUGUCUGCAUGAAAGAUAAUCUUGUACUAAGAGGAAGAGUUAAUGAAGUCUUGCUAGCAAAUAUAUUCCUUCUCAUCCUGUCCCUCUGCAGCAUUGACACUACAUUUGGGAAGGGGUGGGGUGGGGGGAGUUGUUUUCAGAGGAAAACCACACUUAUAAAUAACACGGUUUUUAUCACUCUCAUCUCUAUCUGGAUCUGUGGCAUAGUGCUCCACAUGUUACUUCUUGGAUUCUGUUUGUCAGCCAGUCUUGCCUGUUUGGCUACAUGGUAGGGAGCUUCAGUAGAGUCCUGUUGCCUAGGUAACAGACUAACAGAUUUCUCCUUCUCUUUCGGGAAAUGUGAUUGUUCUUUCUUCAUUGUGCAAGUUUAUGAGUAAGAGUGACCUUUCUGUGAUCAAGAGAAUACUUCUGUAACUGUUCUUGAUUUGAGUUCAAUUUGCUUCACUACGGAUGAAGCAUUGUAAGGAUACUUACAAACUGAGUUGACACCAAAGAUCAAUAAUUUACAUUCAUUACUCAAUUGUUUUUAAAAGUUGAAAUCAAGUUCAAUGACAGGGCACUACCAUCUCCAAAACAUUAUUAAUUAACUUUCUGAACUAUUAAUGGAAUCACUGAACUUUAUCAAAUUGGUUUUAUUCUGAUUAAAAACUACAAACAACAAUUCAUGGCUCAGAUGUUUAAGGGGCAGCAGUAUUUUAACAGCUGUCAGUGGUAUAAAUCCAUUGCCACUGGUGUCAUUUUCUUUGAAAAUAAAACUCAAAACAUUCUGCAU